AUGUCUGCCCCCGCCCCCGUUCCCUCGAAAGCCGCGAUUCAUGCACUUCGAGGUCUUCUCUUUGGGACUUCUUGCUCUCUCGUCCUCUUAGCGGAAGAGCGUCGCCAGCGAAUCAAGAUAGCACGAUCAGCAGUCGAGAAUGGCAGAAGACUGAAGUCUUUGAAACGAUACAGCACCAGUGGCGUCGCUGCUCUCGAGGCUCUCCAGGAAGAGGUCGCCACUGACCCAAAUUUCGUCAGCUGGCCAACACGGUCUCGGAGUCGCGACUCCUCACACGAACACGGCAGAUUGGUGUUCGAUAGCUCAUAUCUGGAUCAACACGUCAACGAAACCAGCCCAGACGCACGACGCCCAACAAGGGCAGCAAGCGAACGAGAUCUUCCACAAAAGACGAUAGACAAGCGAGAGACAACGCAAAAGAGUGGCCGGCCGACCUUGAACGCUACGCAAAGACAUAGGCAUGAUCCCUUUGUGUCCCGUUUCUCAUCCGCAACCCCUGCGAUACAGGACUUGUCUGCUCGAGACUGCGUUUCAAGGUCGUGUGGAAACCAACCAAAUGGAGGGCCAGCACAAAAGAACGCCAUUGAUCUGGCGGUAGAACGUGUAUUAAGCAACCACCAUGGUGUUAUUUCUCAGACUGCUGGGUUAGAGGAACUGCUUCGCAACUCGACGUCUAUACGGCGCGAAAAUGACAUACCACCCGCCGCCCUGAAUCUUGUUGCUCGAGCCUAUCGGUUUGUGGACCAGUCAAAAAUGCUGCCUGAAUGGUUUUCGGAAUUGUCUUCGCUGCUAUCAAAAGCUUGCUCCCGGUGGAGCGAUUUUGGAAGUGCCGGAAAGAUACUGGAAUUUGCGGUCCAUCACAAAGUGGCCACUGAGAACGACGCGCUGGCGGAGUGUGUUCUUGAGUUUGCCACAUCCCUCGUCUCGCCAACGACGCACCAACCUCAAAAUGACGAAACUGCCACCGAACGAUUACAAGCAGCGGCAAGGCUGUAUGUUAGCAACUUGCUGUUGCCGCCGCUGGAGAAAUCGAAAAUACGGUCUGGCUACGUGAAAGUGGGCAAGGACUUGAUCAGUCAAGCCUUGGCAGAGGAGGAUGCGCGCCCUAUUGACGUUGUCCAAAUCUUUCAACAAGUUUCUAUUUGGAGUUUCGACAAGCUUGGAACCAUGGUCUGGUUCAUGAGGCAACUCUUCGAGCAUCAGCAGCAUGCACUGGCCAUCGACACAUUUAUCGGAAUCUUCGCCAAGUUAAAAAAGACCUCUACAUACUCUAAGCGUCUCUGCAUGGACGUUGUCAACUCAGUCGUUGCAACUGGAGGCUACCAGUGUCGCGAAGUUCUUCAGAUAUUCAACCUGCUGAGGGAGCGCGAUGGAUGGGACGUGCCAUGGAAAUGGUUGGAAGACUUCAUCUGGGUGAGUUGGAAGUCGACACGCAAUUUCACGGAGACGCUUCAGCUUUUUGAAGACGCAAGGGAUCACGAUUUUUACGGUAUCCAAGACACUCUCGAAAUUCGAUCGAGGAUGGUGCGAGUCUGCAUCGAGGCUAAACAAGCCGAGAGAGCAGAUUUGCUCAUGGAGGAACUUAUAUCUAUAUACCCAAAAGCUCAAACUGAUAUCAAGAUACUCGGCCAAUUCACCCUUCAAAACGCCAAGCAGGGGAAUUGGUUCGGAGUCUUCAGCGAAUUUGAGGCGAUGAAGACAGUGCAAACGGCCAACCCUAACAACGAACGGCACUUUCGUCGCGUAUUUGCGGCCGUACUAGAAACGUAUGCGAAGACUCACACUUGGGGCGAGGUCGAGACUUUCAUGGAAACGUACAUCUCGGAAUUCGGAUUAGGCCUUGACCGCCACCUGGUCACAUUCAUUGCCGACAGACAUGCAAAAUGUCGCGACACGCAGGCGCUGAAGCGAUGGCUGGUAUUCUGUAUGGAUUCCGGCUACACCGCCGACGGCAAAUUCUGGACCGCAAUGUUGGUCAGUUGCCGCAGAAACUGGAAGUAUAACGAUAAACAGCUGUCCGACCUGUACCAUGCCAUGAAAGGUGCUGGCAUUAGCACCGCCUUCCCUGGCCUCGAUCAAUGUUACAAAAACCUGACGAAUACCACAAGCCCCCGGGCCAAACAAGUCCGGUUGAGAGCUUACAUGGCAAGCCCUGCCCACGAGGUGGGUGCCUUCGAAUCCAUGAGAGCGGAUGCACAGAUUGGGAGGUGGAAUAGUGUGCUGGCUCUUUAUAAGCGUGCGCUGCACAACGGCAUGGGUCACACGAGUCGUUGUCUUAAGUUGGCAGUCAGAGCUGUCGUUGAAACCGAAGGCCCUCGAAGUAGACAGGCCAUGGCACUCCUGAGUAGUGCGCAGUCUGAAGGUUGCGACACCAACGAGGCCAUGUAUCCCAUCGUCCACGGCCAACUCGCCGAAAUCGAAGAGCGCCGCGCCGGGAUGGCGGGUGAAGACGGCCGAAGUAUGGUCUACCCUGAGAUCAAGGCCGUCUUCGACGACCUCCGCCUCAAGGAUAUCCACAUCGACGACGGCUUGUUCAAUCGCGCCGCUCGCAUCUGCGAGAAACUGCGCAACUACCGGGAGAUGGUCCAAUUCUGCAUUAUCGCGGCCGAAGUCAACGGUCGCGGUGACCUCUGCUACAGCGUCUACAACUUCAAUAACCUCCUCGCCGCCUACGUGAUCCGACACGAGUAUGGCAAGGUGCGCUGGCUGCUCGCCGAGCUCAUGAAACGCGAGUACCGCACCUCCAAGGAGGUCAGGUACCGCCUCUACUGGGCGGUGCAGUACCUCCGGAAGAGCGCCGAGGCCGACAAGGACGAGGCGCUCAUCCAGUCCGAUAAUGAAAUACUGGCCCUUGUCCACGAGGUCCGCACGGCCUUGAGAAAGGAGAACCUCGACCAGAAGGCAGAGGUUAAGAAGGUCCUCGUCGACGCCAUGUCCCAUGCCGCUUCUAAACCCAAGACCACCAGCAAGGCUGAUAGUCUCGCACCGGCGGCCUUUGGACAAGAGCAAGAGCUGUCCACGAUGAGCGAGGACGAAGACAACGGUACCGGUGCGUCUGCGCCUGCACCUGCUUCCGCACAGCCGACCCUGGUUAGGAGGGUUCAAAGCAAGCGCGAGGUGCCUGUGGACUCUUCGGCAAGGCCCAGGGGUUUGAACGGGGCCGAGUCGCAGCCAGGCAAGAAAUCUUACUCGUGGAGAUCGACUACACUUAGAUAG
This is a messenger RNA of Colletotrichum abscissum, 3216 nucleotides long. RefSeq lists its product as uncharacterized. Bases 1 to 3216 code for a protein of 1071 amino acids. Lineage: Eukaryota; Fungi; Ascomycota; Sordariomycetes; Glomerellales; Glomerellaceae. The transcript has a single exon. The record is from RefSeq and is a predicted model, not a curated record.